ACAAUGUCUCCAGGAAAUGAGACGAUUUUCUGCGAGAUACUUCCGGAAUUAUGCAGAAUUUUCGAGGAGAAGCAAUUUUCGGAUUCUCUGAAUAUUUAUUUGACUAAUUUGAGAUUCCACGGCGAGUUAUCUGGAAUUAGUGAUGACGUGGAUCUUCAAAUCGAUGGAGUCAGAUGCUCCGCGAGCUUUGAAAAGUGUCAAGCGGUGAUACAGAAGAAAAUGUCGGCAGAUGAUGAGGCAAUGUUCGGGAUUUUUGGGCAAGAAUGCUCACCUACAACAAAUCUCAACACAAUACCACCAGAAAUCGCCUGCCUAAACGCCCGCCUGAUCCUUCCUCAAGCCUCCGAUCAAUACAUUUCUCACAUUGAACUCUACAAUUACGAGAUCCCAUCUUCAGCAUUCCACGGAAUUUUCUCUUGUAAUCCAGAAGAUAUAAAGCUGAGUCAGAAGCUGAAAAAUGAGCUCUACCUGCAUGUGAACCUGAAGAAGGAGCAGCAAACAUCGAGAAGCUCGAUUUUCGAAUCGAUUUUUCUGAUGCUAGAGGAGCUGGGGAUCAUCGGGGAGAGGGUGACGAAGAUCAGCAAGCUGUGUGUUCCAUUUGUGCAUUUUGGAAAAGUUAGAAUCUCGGUGAAGAGUCAAGAAAAAUCUGGGAAUGUAAUCGUGGAAAUUUUCAACCUUUUCGGAUCCCUCUUCGGAUCCAUAAACUUCCAAGAGAUCAGCGAUGACGUUUUCUUAACAGUAAAAGCUUUGGAAGCGAGCAAGAAGCAUUUGGUGUUCAGUGAAGACUCCGAUGAAGAAGUAUGUACUGCCAGACCUUCAAGAUCAAUGGAAAUCUUAAUUUCAAUCCUCAAAGAUCAGAUGAAGCUUCUUUCUACUAGUCAUGAAGUUGAAACCACUCCUCUACCAUACCUCGGAAUCGAUUCCUUAAGACUCGCCGAGCUGGAGUACCACGUGGCUAGUCAUCCCCAAUUCCUGGAGCUCAAGUUAAAAGCCCCGUUUUUAAUUCCAUACAAGACCCUGGCUCAGAUAGCAGAGUUUUUGGAUGGGCAAGAAGCUCAUGCCAGUGAGAAAGCGCUGGGGUCCGGAACUUUGGGAACUGGAGGGUUAGUAGAAGAGCCGAUCAGGAGCAGUCAGGAAGAUGCUGAGGAAGGAAAAGCUCACAGGAUAUCGGAGAAGGCGCAUGGUACUGUAGAAACUGUUGGAAAACCUGAAAACCCACAGGAUACUCGGGAAGACGAUCAGGAGUUGGAAUCGGAGCAAGAGGCAGAAGCUCGUACAUUUUCUCUGAAAGCAGGUCACUCAGAUGAAACCUCGAAAUUCAAGAUCCCACUAUCCUCCCAACAAAAGCGAAUCCUCUUCGUCAUGGAACUCGAGAAGCCAUAUCUCUCCUCAAAUCUCCUGUCCCAAUUCGCGGAGCCCAUCUUGCUCAGGCUCUCGAACUUUCACAGGGUACAGGGCAUCCUGAACUCUCUUAUCAUGUCCCACACCAUCCUUAGAACCCAAUACUUUGAAGACUACCAGUAUCUAUUAUCAGGUACCGAGACUUUUCUGGCUAUUCUGGAGAAGUCAUCUGUUUCCAACCCACUUUCCGCAAUUCAGUGCUCCAAGUUAUCCCCCGAGACCCUUCAGCUAAUAUUCCACCACAUUUCGAUUGACGGACGAUCUCUGGCGAUUUUCUAUCAACAAUUCAAAUCAUCAUCUACUAUUGAGCUUGCUCCAAAGCUACAGUACCACGACUACUGUGCUCGCGCUGAAGAAAGCACCUCACCUGAAGAUUUAGAGUACUGGAAGAGAUACCUGGAACUUUUUUCCAGUGAAGAGAGACUUCCAGCUUCCAGCAUCUGCGCUUCCUACCUGUAUAGAACAUUCCCGGAGCGCAUACAAAAUAAAUUCGACGGUAUAUCCCGUGAACACUCAUUUUCUAGAUUCGAACUUUUCAUGGGGACCCUCGAAUUUUCCCUGCGCCGUGUUCUAGGCCAAGCGUUCGCUAUGGGGUUCGCACUCGAUCAGCGAACCUUCCCAUUUUUUGACACAAUUGGAUGUUUUACAAAUGUCCUCCCCUACUUCCCUCGGAGUAGCUCCACGAGCUUUCUGGAAUCUCUGAAAACUUGCCAGAAGACCCUGAAAGAUCAUAGAUCUCAUGGUAGCAUCCCAUUUGAAGUGAUCGCCAAGCUGUCUGGUGAAGGCGACUUGUUUCAGAUCUUUGUUGUGAGUGAUGUGGUGGAUGUGGUGGAAGAUGCCAAGAAGCGACGAGUCAGAUUUGAGGAUGAAGCUUGCGAAGUUCUGCAAAACCCGGAGGAGCUUAGGAGGAUCGCCAAGUACCCGAUGACCUGGUACCUGAGACAGUCGGACCGGUUGCAAAUUGAGGUGGAGUAUUCUGAAGAUCUAUUUAAGAAGGACACCAUAGAGCUGAUCCUUGAGGAUAUGUUCAGAAUUUUUAAUCACUUUGAGGGAGGUAGGGAAGAACCAGGCCUAAUACGAAGGAGUGAUUUUCCAAGAUCUACCGUAUCUCAAAUCAUAGGCCUAUCAGCAUCAUCUAGCCCUACUCUACGUGUCAGAUACAGCAGUAAGGAUUGGAAGUUGAACACCCGCCAGUUAGCAGGUCAUAUUCUGAAAGGACACAUCCAGAAGCAUGGCCAGCUAAUCACAGAGUACCCAUUGGUCCUGAAGAUGCCGAGAACUCCUGCGCUAGUUGAAGCAGUGCUAGCUGCUUGGGAAGCUGGGCUUUAUCCGGUGCCGAUGCACAAGGACUCUAAGGAAGCUCAGAUUGAGAAAACCUUGGAAGCGUUGGGAAUAGAGGAAGCUUUCGAUUCAAAGGAUUUGUGCCAAACAAAACUUCGAAUUUUCAACAAAUCCAUCCUAUACGACCUAGCUUACGUCACCUCAACAUCUGGAAGCACUGGGACCCCGAAACUGGUUGGAACCUCAUUUGAAGGGCACUCAAACCUGGCGCGACAGUACACCACAACAUACCAAAUUUCCUCUAGGGACACUGUAGGUCAAGUUGUGGACCCAUCAUUCGACAUUUUCUUCGCAGACAUCGUCAAGACCCUUGUCAACGGAGCACGGCUUCUACUAGCCCGCGACUCAAUUUCCACUUCGGAAGAGCUUUUGGAAUGUACGAAUGUCUAUUUGAUGCCAGCUUUUCUGUCGAGAAUUCCCUGUAUUGAGAGUUUGAAUAACCUGGAGUCCCUGCAAUAUGGAGGGGAGCCAUGUGCACCGCAUGUGCUGAAACAGAUAUUCGGAGCUCAUCAAAAUUUAAGAGUGUGGCAGGAGUUUGGGCUCACCGAGCAAACGGUCUACUCAGCCAGGCAACGGAUCUAUCCAAGAUCCUUGACGAGUUUGGACGAUCUUCGGAGGAUUGGAGAACCAUUCGAUAAUAUCCAGUUAGGUGUCGAAGGCUCUCAGCUGGUUCUCAGCGGAGUGGGACUUAUGAGAGGAUACUUUGGUGUUACAAGACAGCCACUAAACAAGUUGAAUACGGGGGAUGAGGUCUCGAAGCGAAAGCAGGGAGGUUUAAUUUUCAUGGGAAGGAAGGAUUCUCAGGUGAAGGUGCGAGGACAUAGGAUUGAUUUGUUUGAGAUAGAAUGCGCGGCUCUCUCCUCAAACCUCAUUGACUCAUGCAGCUGUGUCGUCGGUGAAAAUUGCCAGCUGGUCCUAUUCUUCAAGGAAAAUGAAAAUCCUGAUACCCAAGAAAAACUGAAGAAUCAUCUAGAGAAGGAAUUGAUAGCCUACAAGGUACCAAGCCGGCUGGUCGGCCUGGACAGCUUUCCUUUGACUCGAACUGGAAAAAUCGAUAAAAAGAAGCUGGUGGAGUUGUCCAAUGCUUCACAAACCUCUCAUGUAGGAUCUGAGGUCUUGGAGCGAAAAGCUGCAAUUUCUAUUGCCAGACUAUCCCUGACAUCCUCCCUGAAGCAUUGGCUUGAACACUAUUCAAACCUUGAAAUUCCCUCCGAUGAUGAUGAUAUCUUUACAUUGGGCGUUGAUUCAAUAGCAGUGAUGCUGGCAAUGCAGAAGCUUCGAUCUGAGAAUAUAGAGAUUCCCGUUGGCCUAUUUUUCAAGUUGAAAACUAUCAGGAAGAUUGUUUCCGGCAUGGUAGAGCCUGCUAGGGACUUUAAAAAAAUCAAGCUACCUAAUCACUUUAUUAACCUGAACCAUAUUCAACAAAGGAUCCUUUUCCUAUCGAGAAUGACGUCAUCCGACCCGUUUCGCUUAGAGUUUUCUAUCCCAGUAAAAAAUUUGGAAAAUCUGACAGUUGGAAUCAACACAGUGAUGAUUGGAAAUCAACUACUCCGGAGCAAGCUUCAACGGGUGCAGGGAGAAUAUCAAUUUUUGGUUUUAUCAGCUACCGAGGCUUAUCUUCACGCUUCCCCAUCCGGUGCAUCAAGGCCGAAAGAUCAGUUCUCGAUUCAACUCUGGAUGAGUAGCAAAAAUAAGUUAUUGACAAUUUCCAUUCACCACCUGAUCUGCGAUGGUAGAAGCCUGCAGAUUCUCGAGCACCAACUCCAGCAGGCUCUGGAAGGAGAAGCUCCGAGCUUUCAGAAUAAUUUUUAUAAUUUUUCAGAGGACCUAUGUAAAACAGAAACAGUGAAGAACACAUGGAAGACUAAAUUCCCAGAUUUUCAAAUUGGCGGGAAACUCGCCUCAAAGAUCAAACUCCAAACUUCCCGCGCUAAAAAUCUGGAGGUCGCCUAUGCCUAUGGCAGAGCUAUAGUAAAACUCUUCCAGGUAGUGUCCCCGUUCCCCAUAGCAACCACAUUUUCUAAUCGUACUCCAGAGAACUGGGAUACAGUUUCAAUGUUUGCGAAUACCCUACCAUUAAUGUUCAGCGAGGAUCUGGACCUGGACCGAUUUUUUGAUAAUUUCUACGAGCUAAUGGAGAAUUCAAAUAUCUCAUUGGACAGUGUGGUUAAACCGGGUACACUCGGGAACUUCGCGGACUUUGCUCUAAACUUCCAUAAGAACCUUGACGAUUCCCAGGAUCUUUGUCAGUUCCCACUGCUUCUCACAAUCUCGGAGGCAAAUCAUGAAGCCCAGCUGGAAUUCGAUGAAACCUUGAUUUCAAGCAACGUUGUGGAUAGUUUAAAGCAAGAAAUUCUAAAGCUCCUAGGCCUUGUAGAAGUUCGGAAGAAACUGGAACUAAUCAUAGCGGCCUUCAAAAAAUUCCUUGACAACACCGAUGUCACCAAAAGUACGGAUUUCUUCCAAGCUGGCGGGCAUUCGCUGACUGCAAUGAGGUUGAUAGAUCACUUGAGUGAUUUGCUGGAAGUUGAGAUCCCUUUGAAGCUAAUUUUCGAGCACAGAACCCCUGAAGCUUUGGAGAAGGCUCUGACACGAUCAGAAGUAGUUGAAGAACGAGAGGAUGAGCGCCGUGAAGAAUUAGAAAAAUUUAAAUUCAAAUUCCCGCUCUCCCGCCAACAACUGCAAAUGUUCUAUCUAUCCCAGAUGAAUGAGAACUCUCUGGAAUACCAACUCCCAUUUAUUCAACCAUUUCCUCAUUCUCUGGAUCCUUCAAAAAUCCACCGAUCUCUUCUCAUGACAAUGCAGGAACAAUCAGUCUUCCGAACAGUGAUUCGGUUGGAUUCAGAGACUGGAGAACCGUUUCAAGAGGUUUUAUCCUUGACUGAAGCCUUUAUUCAGUGCCAAGUGGAUUUGGUGCAUAGUGAGCCGGAACUGCAUGCAAGGAUCCGACUGCUGUGUGAUGAGCCAAUAAACGUUCUAGAAGGAUCUCCAAUGAUCCGUGCAAGCUUCAUAUCGUCACCGGAAAAACAUGUGGCAUUCCUUCACCUUCACCAUCUGAUCAGUGACGCAAGAUCCACACAGCUGACUAAUUCGACUAUGAAGCAGUUUUCGGAAGAUCCUGAGAGAACACCGAAACGUCAAAAGUUCAGCUACAUGGAUUACUGUAGGCUAGAUCAGACUUCAGAAACUUCAGAGAAGGGCUACCUCGAAACCUUGAUUACUGGGAUUGACCAAUGGAGGUUAAGAGGGAAGUCUCAAAUGGAAAAAAUUUCAGUCGAUAUUCCAAAGGAUCUCAUAGCUCGGAAGCUUAGCUCUAGCAGUGCAAGCUCCCCGUUCUCCAUAUUCCUCGAACUCAUCUCAAAAGCGUUACUCUCCACGCAGAACCUCACCAACUUCAACAUAGCCUUCCCAGUCAUCAAUCGCACCGAGACCACUGCCAAUCUCUGUGGCUAUUUCCUCAACAACUUGCUCAUCAACUCCUCCCAGCUCUUCCACCUGCCGAUGGUACUUACCUGGAACCUUCCGUACUCCGAUGUGAUAAAAGAUGUUCGACAUGGCUCCGGGAAAGCUCCGGAUGUGCCGGUUGCAGAGGUGUACAUAAAUUGCAGGUAUGACCUGGAAUUCGAUGAGACUGAUGAUGAGGUGUUGCUAGAUCUGGUGCCUCUGAAGCUGCACUUUCCAAUUGAGUUCGAUGUGGAUCUACUGGACACUUAUAGAGUUACAAUGCGUUCUGAUAGAUUCUCGGUGCCUGAGAUGCAGGUGAUCUUGAAUAUAGUUCUGAAGGGGUUCAAUGACACUCCAUGUAGAAGGAAACAUGAAAAGAUCUUCUACGGUCCUCGAAAAGACACCCCAAACCUUUCAAUUCCUUCAAUCUACCAGCAAUUCUUUACUGCUAAUUCUACCUCAAUCUUUGCCACUACCUCUAAAACUUCUACGACCUACGCCCAGGCCUACCGUCGCCUAUCCCAAUACUCCUCGUGCCUAUCCAAAAAAUUUCUGACCUCUAAAGCCCAACCUAUAAGAUCUGAUGACGUUAUUUCUGUAGCCGGGACUAGAUCAACUGAAACCACUAUGAAAUGCCUAGCCGUUCAGUUUACCGGAGCUGCCUACCUACCUAUUGAUGCAUCCUACCCGGAGGAGAGGAAGAAGACGAUUUUGAAGGAUUCAGUUUUCAAUUUUGAAUAUAACGGAAGGGUAGAUCAAGAGCCGCGCCACCGUCACUUUGCCAUCUCCACCGACUAUUGUCUCUCCUACAUUAUCACAACUUCCGGAACAACGGGUACACCGAAGUCGGUAGCAAUCGGAGCGAAAUCUCUCCUUAACCUAUUUCUCUCGUCAACUCUAACUAUGAAAUGCUCAAGCUCCAGUCGAACCUAUCAAUUCACCAAUUUUGUAUUCGACAACUCCGUUCUAGAAGUUUCAAUGAGCAUUGCCUCCCAGGGAACCCUCGUCUAUGGACCCUUAUGCUUCGACCCAGCGGACUUCGAGAAAUCGAUCGAAACUGAAGGAAUCACCCAUUGCCUUCUUUUCCCGAGCCUAGUCCAAUCUUUUAAUAUCUCAAAAAUUAAAAAUUUAGCGUACUGGGUUGUUGGAGGUGAACCUCUACCUCAAUCCCUCCUGGAUUCUGCUUUAGCGUUAGGUAUCAAGGUGAUCCAGAACUAUGGCCCGACAGAAACCACGGCUUUUGCAAUUGCUAAGCACAUGAAGAAAGGAGACGCCGGGUGCCAAAUAGGUCUUCCAGCGGUGAACUCUAAGAUCAGAAUUGUAGAAGGAGAAGAUCAAGGAGAGCUCUUAAUUUCUGGGUUGGGAAUCAUGAGAGGGUACUUGAAUCGAAAGGAAAGCCAAUGGUACGCAAGUGGAGAUGUCUGUAGAAUUGAGAAGGGCGUUGUGGAGUUUGUUGGAAGGACCGAUACUCAGAUCAAAAUCCGUGGAUAUCGUGUAGAAUUAACGGAAAUCGAGAAAACGAUCGAAUCUCGUAACGGGAUCGCAUCUUGCAAAGCUCUCUUCGAUAAAGAAUCUCAGCAGAUCCAUGUAUUCUACACCGGGGAACUCGAGAAACUAAGCUCAAACGAUGCACGAGAGCAUUGUGAGAGGUACUUGGAACCUCAUAAGAUACCUUCAACAUUUAAUGGGAUUGAUAAAUUUCCGCUGACCGGGAAUUCGAAAAUCGAUACGUUGAAGUUAAUGGAGCUGGUGAAAAAUCUACCACAUCCGACUCUCCCCAACUCCCUGGAAUCUGAUCUCUCUUCCAUAUGGACAUCUCUUCUCAACUGCCCCGAACCUUCCCCAUCUGAUCACUUUUUCCUUAUCGGAGGCCAUUCUCUGCUUCUCGUCCGUCUCCGUCACCUCAUCGAGACCAAACUCGGAAUCUCUCUGAAAGUCCCUGAGAUCCUGCAGAACUUAAAGUUCUCAGACAUGCUAGAGUUAUUGGCAAAGAAAAAGCAGCGAGCAAUUUCUGUUGUCGUUUUUCCUGCCCUUUAUGGUGGCUGCUUACCCUAUCACAAAAUGGUUGAGGAGUUGAAAAAGAGAUUUCUCGGCAAAACGAAUUUCAUUUUACUAGACGAGGAGUUUGGGGAUACGGUAGAUGAAGUGGCAAAACUGUACAGACUGCAAAUCGAGGAGAGUGCUGAAAAUAUUGAAACCUCUAAAUUGGUGUUCAUUGGCGCCUCGUCUGCUGGUACUUUUGCAUUUUCCACGUCACAACUUUUUGCCGAUGAUGACGUCACAGUGCUUUUAUUGGAUACCGGGACAUUUUGGAGUUUGAUUGAAAAGUUGGAGUUUAGGAAGCAUGAACAGGAAAUCGUGGAAAACCUGAAAAACUUCGGCGUAGAUCAAAAGACCUCCAAAUGCUUGGCUGAAACUUCCUGGAAAACUCUGCAGAUUUUGAAAAAUUACCACCCUGAAGAAUCUCGCUCAAAUGUUCAGCUUCAUGUUUUAUCAGUUGAUGGAAGCGAUUUAGGAUGGUCGAAAUAUUCAAAAAAUUUGAUAGCUCACAAAAUUCAAGGAGAUCACUACUCAAUGCUUCAGGAUUCGGAACAUGUUUUGGGUCUUGUUGGGAAAAUUGAAAUGGUUUUGAAGUCUAUUAAAUAAUGUUAUAAUUUUUGGAAUAAAAUAUGUAUAAUUUUUUAAAAAG
Molecule: messenger RNA, 8875 nt
Organism: Caenorhabditis elegans
Lineage: Eukaryota; Metazoa; Nematoda; Chromadorea; Rhabditida; Rhabditidae
Gene: nrps-1
Product: Fatty acid synthase
Exons: 8
Coding region: 4-8832 (2942 amino acids)
Molecular function (GO): catalytic activity; phosphopantetheine binding; fatty acid synthase activity
Source: RefSeq, marked reviewed